Molecule: messenger RNA, 878 nt
Organism: Nasonia vitripennis (jewel wasp)
Lineage: Eukaryota; Metazoa; Arthropoda; Insecta; Hymenoptera; Pteromalidae
Gene: cni
Product: protein cornichon
Exons: 4
Coding region: 12-476 (154 amino acids)
Biological process (GO): endoplasmic reticulum to Golgi vesicle-mediated transport
Cellular component (GO): COPII-coated ER to Golgi transport vesicle; endoplasmic reticulum membrane
Source: RefSeq, a predicted model, not a curated record
AAUGACAGCGCAUGCGUGUAUUCAAUAUUUUCACUCCGUCAAAAAUGGCGUUUAGCUUACCCGCUUUUUCGUACAUUGUAGCUUUAAUCGUGGAUGCCUUCCUUAUAUUUUUCGCAAUAUUUCACGUCAUAGCAUUUGACGAACUCAAGACUGAGUUUAAAGAUCCCAUAGAUCAGUGCAAUAGUUUAAAUCCACUAGUUCUUCCGGAGUAUGGAUUACAUAUUCUAAUAAACUUUUUAUUCCUGAUAAGUGGACAAUGGCUGUCACUAUUUCUAAAUAUUCCACUGAUCGCUUACCACAUAAAUAGGUACAGAACCAGGCCUGUAAUGACAGGACCUGGUUUGUAUGACCCGACUAGUAUAAUGAACAUGAAUGACUUGAAUAAGUGCCAACGAGAGGGAUGGGUCAAACUAGCUUUUUAUCUUAUGUCAUUCUUCUACUAUUUAUAUGGAAUGAUCAGUUCAUUGAUCCAAUAAAAUAUCUGCUGUCUUGAACUCUGUGCGUUAUCAAUAAGGAGAAUAAUAAAUAAUGCUUUUUAUAUGAUUAAAGUACUUUUAUGUUGUUUGUAAAUAUCAUUGGUAUGUCUCCUAUUAUAUUAUUUUUACAUUAAUACUUUGCUACUGUGCUUCAGAGAUUUUCACUGUUUAAACAGUUUUUGUAUAAUAUCCAUUGCAACUUAGUUUGAUUAAUUAUUUAUGUUUUUAUUACUGAAUAAAUCAACAAUUUGUAAAUUAACUGGUAUGAAUUUUCAUAUUAAACUUUUCAUGAAAAAGAAGCACAAAAAUAUUGUAUUGUAGAAUUAAUGUAUGCCUAGAUCAACCAAAAGCUGUAUAUUAUGGUGAAACCAAGGAAAGCUGUGUUAUAAUUUUAGAGUUUUA